GUUUUAAACAAAGUAGUAAUCAUUAUUAAUGUGUCAUAUACAAAAACGAGCUUGCAAAACACUCGAGAAAAAAAUGCCUUAUUAUGCAUACUAAAGAUGCAGGGGUCAAAUACAUGUAGGACCUAAGCUGACAAUCCUCCUCCCUCGAUGGACUACAGAUGCGGCUCAGCUUUGAUUCGCUGUUACCUGGUUACGCGGUCCGCUACACUGAUUGGCUGACUCGCGGGUCAAGGAAACGGGAAGCACACAGGUUGCGUCUGCCUUCGCUUGAUUAGUUUCUGGGGAGUGCGAGAGAACAAGCUGCAGCUACGAAUCGAGAUUAUUACAGAAACGCGUGGCAUUUACGACAGGAGGGGUGCACUUGCAUAUCGUGAAGUACUCGCAGGGUCUUUGAGAAACAGGUCGCCCGCUGGUCUGCUUAAAUGGGGUGCUUCUUCUCCAAAAAUACAAGGAGAAAAUAAAAGGACUCUGCUUUGCCCGCUGGGAACGAGAGCGAUACGGGCAAUGAGCUCGGCAGCAAAAGCAAUCAAGAGGCUCCAAAGCAAUACAGCUGGGACAAACGGGAAAAGGUCGAUCCCAAAGACUUCAUGUUGACAGGCCUCAAGAAUGAGACUGUAGGCAGGUUGCCAGGCAAACUGAAUGGCCAGCAGUUUGUCAUUCAGGACUGUGAGAACUGUAACAUCUUCGUAUUUGACCAUUCGGCAACUAUUACCAUUGACGACUGCGUGAACUGCCGUAUUAUGCUAGGUCCAAUCAAAGGCAGUGUGUUCUUCAGAGACUGCAAAGACAUCAAGUGUGUGGUGGCCUGCCAGCAGUUCCGCACCAGAGACUGUAAGAAAAUGGAUGUGUUUCUGUGUUGCGCCACCCAGCCCAUUAUCGAAUCUUCUACUGGCAUGAAGUUUGGCUGUUACCAAUACUACUACCCUGAGCUGGCUUUCCACUUUAAAGAUGCAGGCCUCAGCAUCUUCAAUAACAACUGGAGCAAUAUUCAUGACUUCACACCUGUCUCUGGAGAGACCAAUUGGAGUCUUCUACCAGAGAAUACUGUUGUCCUAGACCAUAUACCUCUACCAGAUCCAGAGUCGGAGUUCAAGUCUAUGAGAAUAUCUACUGAAACAAGCCGAAGCAUAGUGCCUCUGACUAAAGGAGGACGGCGUAAGGAGAGCGAAGAGUCCUGCCUGUUUGUGUUCUUCACUGGAGACUACACCACUGCUAACGCCCGCAAGCUUAUUGAUGAGGCGAUAGGCAAAGGGUUUGUCCUUAUUCAGACCAAAGAGGUUUCCAUGCGUCCUGAGGAUGUGAGUAGAGUUUUCCAGAACAAUGCAGAGAGCCUCACAGAGUUGAUCACCAAAGGUCCAGUGGUAGCCCUUGAGUUGAAUGGAGAUGGUGUGGUGGAGGCGUGCCGAACAAUUGCUGAUGAGGUGUUCAGUGGGACUAAGGUGUUUGUUUCUGAGAGCAAAAACACGUCCUCACGUGAUGUUGACAACUUUUUCAACUUCGCUGACAUGCAGAUGGGACUGUGAAACUGACGAAGAGCGUACUCUCACCUUAAUGUGGGAUUUGUACAUUGUGUCAUUUCAGUGUGAUGACUUGAAUUGGAAUCUUCUAAAAGUUUGAGGGGAUUUCUUACCAUUAUUUACUUUUCCAGACAAUUUUGCUCCAUGAUCUGACAAUUAUACAUGUCACAAUGUUGUACGGGCAUGUAGUCAUUUAUGUUUUUGAAUGGAAUCAAGAAGGCAAGUGCCUUUAUGUAGAGAACAAACUCUAACAGAACUGGAAUUUUUGUCAAAUAUGCUGAAAAUCAUACAUUUGAUUAUAUAGAUAUAUUAUUUGUUUUUAUAUAUCUCUAUAUAUAAAUGCAUAGCUCUAAAUAAUGUUUUUUAUUCUGCUUGCUUGUAUACAUGUUUCCAUUACAUAUUUGUAUAGUUGUUUAGGUUGUGUACACUGGGUGGCUGUACAAAAUUUUAACCUACAAUAUUUGUCACAUGCCAGAAAGCAUUAAUUGGGGUGAAUCAGGUUUUUAUAUUUAAUGGAUAUAUAGACACAUAGUGUUGUACUUUAUUUCCUGUUAUAUCGGCAUAGGUUUUGACCAUUUAUUUUUUUCCAAAUUGUAUUUUUCAGUUUUUAAAAAAAUAUAUUUUUAUUGUUUUUUCCCCCAAUUAUAAACGCAAAUCAUAUUUGUCCUACAUGUAGUGUUUUUAGAUAACUGUUAUCUAAAAAGAAUUGAAACCGUUCAAACUGGUUUGUUUAUCAAAUUGAAUUGAAUGCACUACUAAAAGGAGGUUUAGUUGGCUUAUCACACUUUAUUUUUGUAGGAAUGUUUUAGAGAGCACAACUUUCCUGUGACCAAAAAAUAUAUAUAUAUUUGUACAUUUGAGAUUAAAAAAGAAAGAAAAAAAAGUUUUUAAGUAUGAAUGGUUCUUAUUUGUAUGAGACAAUUUUGUAGUCUCUUUUCUUCUGUAAAUGAACAGCAAGUAUAAUUGAAUUACUCUGUUUGAUAAACAUAAUUACAUAAAAACAUAAUUAGUGCCUUUUCAAGCAAACUGGGGGUUCCUUUAGGUAUCAUUCACUAGGCCCCACUUAAGGUGCUGUUAUACUGCUUAUAACUAAAUAAUUUGCUUGCACCAAAGAGAUUACUAUUAUAGUAUUACUGGUGAGUUACUGUAACUGGCGUUGCCACGGGUGGGCAUUAAGUAUUUGGGUAUUUUAUUCCCAGCAAAUUUGUGUGAUUUAGUUAGUUCAUUUUGACCAUUUAACAAACAGGGCUUCAUUGCAUUUAUCGAUGAUUGGGAAGGUUAAUGUUUUUAAAAUGUAUUGUAUUCCAAAAUUCAACUACCUGCUACAGUCUCUGCCUAUAGAUUUCUCCUUCUCUUAUUUCAAGCAAUUUGAUAGAACUGUUUGCUGUCCUUUUCUGCAUAUCACGCCACCGUUUUGUGGUCCGUUCUGCAUAACGCGGCGGCUCGUUGUUGCUUAUCGCGGCAUGUUUCGCAACCGAACCACCAGCCAGCUUGGUUCUCCCGAUGGACAUUCCGCCCCUGAUCGGCCCAAAAGUGCGUUGGCCCACUGUGAAAAUGCCCGGUAUGCCAGAUUACCUGUCCAGCCCUGCCUGUGUUGAGACCCUUUUUAAAAAUUUGGUUCAACGUUUUGGGAUUCUCAGAUCUCAAUUCUCAGAGUUUUUUAGGUAUUCACAGCUGCGCCACUUGCUCUGUACUAUUUUUGGGAGCAGCAUACACCACCCUAAAACGGCAGAUACUCUGGGAGUGGUGAUUAUUGCUUUUGGAAAAGGUCAUGAGGCAUCAGUGUAUUACUCCCUGCUAAUUCAGAGUCUGGGGGACAGAGUUUUAACUUCUAUCAAGAGUUUAAACUUAGUAUUGGAGGAGGGAGAGUGGGCUAGGUUUCUAAAAAGUCAAGUCUGUCUGUGUGUGUGUGGGGGAGCGGUAGUGUAGCGCUGCGCUAUGAACCUGCCGACCUGAGUUCGAUUCCUGCUCAUGGCCAACACCAGUGACGAUUAUCUGAACCGGUCCCGGGCCUCCCCUAGGUCGACUCAGCCUAAAAUGAGUACCUGGUGCAGUGUGUAAACAUUGUCACUGGGGAGACAAAGGCGGUCUGGCAUGGUGCUGGCCACCCACCCCCUUGUAUACCGACCGUUCUGGCCUUCAUAGGUGCUCGCUAACAGCACUUGCCCCUACAGUCUGUUAAGGCUAAAUGGGGGAUCUUUCUUUUUAUCUUUGUGCAUGUGUGUAAUAUGUAUGACCACUGGGAUGCUG
Molecule: messenger RNA, 3767 nt
Organism: Xyrauchen texanus (razorback sucker)
Lineage: Eukaryota; Metazoa; Chordata; Actinopteri; Cypriniformes; Catostomidae
Product: protein XRP2-like
Biological process (GO): post-Golgi vesicle-mediated transport
Cellular component (GO): cilium; periciliary membrane compartment
Molecular function (GO): GTPase activator activity
Source: RefSeq, a predicted model, not a curated record